This is a messenger RNA of Diprion similis, 1916 nucleotides long. RefSeq names its product intraflagellar transport protein 56 (gene Ttc26). Gene Ontology annotation, molecular function: protein binding; intraciliary transport particle B binding. The coding region runs from base 109 to 1758 and encodes 549 amino acids. Gene Ontology annotation, cellular component: ciliary base; intraciliary transport particle B; ciliary basal body. The transcript is spliced from 7 exons. The record is from RefSeq and is a predicted model, not a curated record. Gene Ontology annotation, biological process: intraciliary anterograde transport; intraciliary transport involved in cilium assembly. Lineage: Eukaryota; Metazoa; Arthropoda; Insecta; Hymenoptera; Diprionidae.
CUUGAAAAUGAUUUGUUUAGACAUGGCCGCGAUAGUUUCGAGUCUGUGGUGAAACAUUUAUGAGCUAGUGAGCAUAUUAUAUUCGACGAUAUCCGCUGAUUUGCAAAUAUGAUACUAUCCAGAGCUAAACCUGUCGUAACAGAUGGCACCAAGAAAAGCGCCUCGAGAAAGGAGAUCCCUAAGUUGGAGGAAUUCCUUGAAAAGCGAGACUAUACAGGAGCGUUGACGUUGUUGGAGUACAAUGGAAAUGAAAAAAAUUCGAUAAAUACAGAUUUAUGGAUUGGUUACUGCGCCUUUCACCUCGGCGAUUAUAAAAGAGCUGCCAAAGUAUAUGAGAAUAUGAGAAAGAAAGGAAAUACUUCUGUAGAUCUCGCUACAAAUUUGGCAUGUUGUUAUUUUUACCUUGGUAUGUACCCAGAAGCGUUGAACGUUGUAGAAGAAUCCCCUGACAGCCGUUUGAAAAUCAGGAUUCUCUUUCACCUGUCUCACAAAAUGGGUGAUGAGAAAAAACUCAUGGAAUACCACCAAAUGCUAGAGGAUGUUAUUGAGGAUCAACUGUGUCUCGCUUCUAUCCAUUAUCUCAGGGCUCACUAUCAGGAGGCCAUCGAUAUAUACAAGAGAAUAUUACUGGAAAACAGGGACUACUUAGCCUUAAACGUGUAUGUAGCUCUAUGCUACUACAAACUGGAUUAUUACGACGUCGCUCAAGAAGUUCUUCAAGUUUAUUUGCAAAAGCAUCCAGACAGCGCAAUCGCGAUCAACCUGAAAGCUUGCAAUCACUUCAGAUUGUACAAUGGCAGUGCUGCGCAGGCAGAGAUGAAACAACUUAUGGAACAAACAUCAAGCUCUUUCAGCUUUGGGCAUGAUCUAAUACGACAUAAUAUAGUAGUAUUCAGAGGUGGCGAAGGUGCUCUUCAAGUAUUGCCUAGCUUGGUAGAUGUAAUACCAGAAGCUAGAUUAAAUCUCGUUAUAUAUUACUUGAAACAAAACGAAGUAAGAGAAGCUUUUGAACUCAUUAAAGACCUUGAGCCAGCCGUACCCCAGGAAUAUAUACUGAAGGGAGUAGUUAAUGCCGCCAUUGGUCAAGAAACAGGCUCUAGGGAGAACAUAAAGACAGCCCAGCAGUAUUUUCAACUAGUCGGAUCAUCAGUGUCAGAAUGUGACACAAUUCCAGGUCGUCAGUGCAUGGCUUCGUGUUUCUUUCUGUUCAGGCAAUUCGAAGAAGUCUUAGUCUAUCUACACUCGAUAAAGAGCUACUAUUUCAAUGAAGAUGUAUUCAAUUUCAAUUAUGGCCAAGCUAAAACAGCUGCUGGGUAUUUCAAGGAAGCUGAAGAUGCCUUUCUCAUGAUUCGGAAUGAGAGAUACAAGAAUGACUAUGUCUACAUCAGCUUACUUUCUUACUGUUAUAUAAUGAACAAGAAAGCUCAGUUAGCCUGGGAGCUUUACCUAAAAAUGGAAACAUCCAAUGAAUCUUUCAACCUUUUGCAAUUAAUUGCAAAUACCUGCUACAAAGUUGGGGAGUUUUGGCAUGCGGCUAAAGCAUUUGAUAUGCUGGAGAGAAUGGACCCAAGUCCUGAGCACUGGGAGGGCAAGAGAGGAGCAUGCUGCGGGACCUUUCAGUACAUUGUAGCAGGAAAACAGCCAAAAGAACUGUUGCCGGACGUAAUUCAACUGCUAAGAAAUACGAAUAACUCACAGGUAGAACAGAUAUCGCGAGUUAUGCGAAAGUGGGGUAAAGACAACAGGAUAAACUUCUAAGGAAUUGAACAUUCAACUCCAAUUAAACUGACGCACGUCAGUUACCUGCAUAAUUAUCUGCAAAAUGCUGCCGCGGCUGUUUCUCUCUAAAGUCAAUCAGCCAUUCGUUAAAUUUCUUACACUUGAUAUCUUAUCGCAUCACGCGCUUAUCGUUGGAU